Molecule: messenger RNA, 807 nt
Organism: Penicillium chermesinum
Lineage: Eukaryota; Fungi; Ascomycota; Eurotiomycetes; Eurotiales; Aspergillaceae
Product: Fig1 domain-containing protein
Exons: 4
Coding region: 1-807 (268 amino acids)
Biological process (GO): conjugation with cellular fusion
Cellular component (GO): mating projection tip; membrane
Source: RefSeq, a predicted model, not a curated record
AUGGCGGUCAAUUUCGCUGCAGGAUGGGCUCGCUUCAUUCCGAUGAUCGGGUACCACCACGUGUUGAUGGUUAUCAUUGCCGUGGCUAUCAUUCUACUAUCUCUCCUCUUGGCUGGAUGUUCAUCAUCGUCGCCACAAAUCCCUGACAUCUUCUUAAUAUCGCUUUACUAUGAAAGCUACAAGCCGACCUUCGAUUUUGCUCAGGUGGAUCCUGGUGUCGUCACACCCAUUGCCAAUAUCGUACAUGGCGCCGAACUGGAAGUUCGAGUUGGAUACUUCGGUAUCUGUGCUCAGCCUGACCAUGGUGCCUUCAUUUGCAACGCCAAUGCUACAGCUCUGGCGGAAGUCGUCAAUGUUGAUCAAGAUCCCCUCAACUUGAUCUGGGUCGCCUCGACUUUCAAAGACGCAGUUGUUUUCCCGUACCUCUUAAUUGUUGCGGUCGUCCUUGCCUUCUUCUGCUUCAUCCUUCUCGCCACCUUUCCCGGUUGGCAUGAAGAGCGCGAUGAGUCAGGAUCCGACGUCGAAGUGAAACCCUUUCCUUCACGGCCUGUCUCUCAAGCAGCCCUGGCACUCAUCUUCGUGUCAUCCGUGUUUGUCCUCGUAUCUGUGUUAUGGCAACAUACAGCAUCCGUUGCCGCUAGUACCAUCGCCCAGGAUAUGGGGAACGGCAGCGUCAAGAGCGGCGUCGGAACCUCGGCCAUGGUGCUGGGUUGGUUCGGAUUCGUUUUAUUGGUUGUCGUGACAAUCGGUCUUCUUGUCAUGAUACUCAGUAUCAGCUUGAUUCGCAAGUUGACGGACGACGAAUGA